Molecule: messenger RNA, 1978 nt
Organism: Macadamia integrifolia
Lineage: Eukaryota; Viridiplantae; Streptophyta; Magnoliopsida; Proteales; Proteaceae
Product: cyanidin 3-O-glucoside 7-O-glucosyltransferase (acyl-glucose)-like
Exons: 12
Coding region: 111-1772 (553 amino acids)
Biological process (GO): carbohydrate metabolic process
Molecular function (GO): beta-glucosidase activity
Source: RefSeq, a predicted model, not a curated record
AUUGGCUUGGGGAUGUCCCAAUCUAUAUUCUAUACUGAGGUGAGAUGCCUCCAAGAAUGUCUGUAUCUUAACAUCUCUACUAUGUAGAAAUUAAUAGUAUUAAACAAGCCAUGUGGAAGCUCAGUUCAGACUUCAGAGUCCGCCAAGCUAGCCAUACUAAAGCUGUCUGUACUCUUUACCUUGUUUUAACUACAAUAGUGGAAAGCAGAGAGAAAAUGUUGUGGAGUAGUAGUCAAUGUUGGCCAUUUCUUCUUCUGCUAAGCUGUUUAGCUUUAGCACUGGUUGUGGGUUCAGGACAAAUCUUACCUAAAUAUAGCCGUCAUGACUUCCCCUCUGAUUUCGUCUUUGGUGCUGGAACUUCAGCUUAUCAGGUGGAAGGAGCAGCAGGAGAGGAUGGAAGAUCACCCAGUUCCUGGGAGAACUAUACUCAUCAAGGAAAGAUGCCUGAUAAGAGCACUGGAGAUGUAUCUGUGGACCAAUACCACAAAUAUAAGGAAGAUGUGAAGAUCAUGAGUGAUAUUGGUCUUGAAGGCUACAGGUUCUCCAUAUCUUGGUCUAGACUUCUCCCAAAUGGAAGAGGAGCCAUUAAUCCGAAAGGCCUAGAGUAUUAUAAUAAUCUGAUCGACGAACUGAUUGAACAUGGGGUGGAACCACAUGUUACACUUUUCCAUUUGGAUUUACCUCAAGUUCUUGAAGAUGAAUAUGGAGGAUGGCUUAGCCCAAAGAUUGUGGAAGACUUCACAGCAUAUGCAGAUGUGUGUUUCAGAGAGUUUGGAGAUAGGGUCUCCUACUGGACUACCAUGAAUGAACCCAACAUCUUGGCUAUAUCAUCCUAUGACAUUGGAUUUUUUCCACCCCAAAGAUGCUCACCACCCUAUGGCAUCUUCAGUUGCUCUGGUGGCAAUUCCUCUGUGGAGCCUUACACUGCACUGCAUUAUAUGUUGCUAGCACACGGAUCGGUCGCUGCUUUGUACAAAGAAAAAUACAAAGCCAAGCAAAAAGGUUGGGUAGGCUUGAAUGUGUAUGCUUUCUGGUGUGACCCUUUCACAAACUCAACAGUUGAUGUUAAAGCAACUCAAAGGGCCAUGGAUUUCUUCAUUGGCUGGGUUACCCAUCCCCUAGUUUUUGGAGACUACCCAGAGAUCAUGAAGAAGACAGUUGGGUCAAGGAUACCAUCUUUCACCAAACGCGAAUCUGAACUAGUAAAAGGCUCAUCAGAUUUUAUUGGACUGAACCAUUACUUCACAGUUUAUGUUGCAGAUUUCCCCAGCAAUCCCUCUGUAGGCCUUCCAGACUUCAAUGGAGAUAUGGGAAUCAGAUAUUCAGUUUCUAGAGAUGAGACACCCUCGGAUCCUUUUGUACCAGGUUCUACACCAUCCAAUCCAUCCGGCUUGUUUAGUAUGCUCGAAUACUUAAAGAACAACUAUGGAAACCCUCCUGUCUAUGUUCAAGAAAAUGGUUAUGGAGGGCCAAUAAACGAGACACUUAAUGACACAGCCAGGAUCAAUUACUUGGAUGGGUACAUUGGAAGCAUGCUUGAUGCAGUCAGGAAUGGAGCAAACGUGAGAGGAUACUUUGUGUGGUCAUUCCUAGAUGUCUUUGAGUUUCUCAGUGGGUACCAGACACGCUAUGGACUGGUUCACGUCGACUUCGAGGACAAGGCAUUGAAGAGACUGCCUAAGUUAUCUGCUAAAUGGUACUCUAAUUUCCUCAAAGAGAAGAGUAAGAGUAUGGAGACCAAAGUCAAGGCUAUAUCUCAUCCUUCACAGUAGCUUUGAUUAAUGUUUCAUUGAAUUCUGAGUUCAUGAAAAUAUUAGAAACUAUGACCCUCUAUUUCUGUCUUAAUUCACUUGUAAUUAUUUAUUUUUCCAAGAACCAUGAUAUGGAUUUUGUACUAAGGUCUUGGGUUCCCAAGUCCUCCAAUAAUCUAGUGUUGUAGAAUGUUACAGCCUUUAUGCUAAUGAUUUGGUUAUUUCAA